AUUCACCUCACAAAAAACCCUUUCUCCUCCCAUUUCGUUGCAGAAAAAGAGAAAAUCCGAGAAGCUAAGAAAAUUUCCCAGGAAAACAACAAAAAUGCUUCUCAAGGCCGCUUCCGCUUUCUCUCUCUUGAACAUUCAUGGAGAGAAGAAAGACAUCUCUCCUCUCUUCUCUUCCAUUUCGUCCCCGGCUGAUUUCUCUUUGACUCUUCCUGGGUUUUCCGGGAAAUCCGGGAAUCUCUCCUUCACCGCUCGUGCCUCUAAGCCUACCACCACCCAAACGCUAAGCGGCGUCGUUUUCGAGCCGUUUGAAGAGGUGAAGAAGGAACUCGAUCUGGUCCCUUCGGGUCAGCAGCUCUCGCUUGCUCGCCAUUUGUACUCCCCCGAGUGCGAAGCCGCCGUGAAUGAGCAGAUCAACGUUGAAUACAACGUGUCUUAUGUGUAUCACGCGUUGUAUGCUUACUUCGAUCGUGAUAACGUUGCUCUCAAAGGUCUUGCCAAAUUUUUCAAGGAAUCGAGUGUGGAAGAACGAGAGCACGCUGAGAUGUUGAUGGAGUAUCAGAACAAACGUGGUGGGAGGGUGAAGUUACAGCCCAUGGUGAUGCCUCUCUCUGAGUUUGAUCACGCUGAGAAAGGAGAUGCUCUCUAUGCCAUGGAGCUGGCUCUAUCAUUGGAGAAGCUGGUCAAUGAAAAGCUCCUAAUCGUGCACAGUGUGGCUUCGAAGAACGAUGAUGUCCAGUUGGCAGAUUUUAUUGAGAGCGUGUUUUUGAACGAACAGGUUGAAGCGAUUAAGAAAAUCUCGGAAUAUGUCUCUCAGCUCAGAAGACUCGGCAAAGGACAUGGAACAUGGCAUUUCGAUCAGGAACUUCUGGAAGCUGCUGCUGCUUAACCUGUUUUGGUUGUAACCUCUUAUGAACUUCUGCUUAAUCUCUUUUGGUUGUAAUCUCUUAUAAAACUGAUGCUUAAUCCGUUUUGGUUCAGGAAUAUUAUUAUCCUUUAGUUUUAUUUACAUCGGGUGAUUCACAAACCUUUUGAGUCGAGUAACUAUUUCUUUUUGAUAACAUGUUACCAUUAGCGGAACAAAGAAUUGCAAAACUUCAGAAAAU
Molecule: messenger RNA, 1103 nt
Organism: Thlaspi arvense
Lineage: Eukaryota; Viridiplantae; Streptophyta; Magnoliopsida; Brassicales; Brassicaceae
Source: the annotation of a GenBank genome assembly